Molecule: messenger RNA, 897 nt
Organism: Oryza brachyantha (malo sina)
Lineage: Eukaryota; Viridiplantae; Streptophyta; Magnoliopsida; Poales; Poaceae
Product: haloacid dehalogenase-like hydrolase domain-containing protein Sgpp
Exons: 1
Coding region: 60-761 (233 amino acids)
Source: RefSeq, a predicted model, not a curated record
CCAUUCAAUGCAUCGUCAUCAAUACUAUAACAACACUAGAGAUUAGUAGUUUGAAGGCCAUGGCGAUGGCUCCUUUGGAGGCCGUGCUGUUCGACAUCGACGGCACCAUGUGCGUCUCCGACCCAUUCCACCACAGGGCCUUCUCCGAGCUGCUCCAGGGCCUCGGCUACAACAACGGCGUCCCCAUCACGCCGGAGUUCGGGAUGGCGCACAUGGCCGGCCGGAGCAACGACCAGAUCGGCCGCUUCCUCUUCCCGGGCUGGGGCCAGGACCAGCUCGACGCCUUCUUCGCCGACAAGGAGGCCCUCUUCGCGCGCUACGCCGGCGAGGGCCUCCGGGAGGUCGCCGGCCUCAGCGACCUCUGCCGGUGGGCGGCCGACCGCGGCCUCAGGCGCGCCGCCGUCACCAACGCGCCGCGCGCCAACGCCGAGCUCAUGAUCUCCAUCCUCGGCCUCUCCGACUUCUUCCAGGUCAUCGUCGCCGCCGCCGACGACUGCGACCGACCCAAGCCGUCGCCGGACCCCUACCUCCGGGCGCUCACCCUGCUCGGCGCGUCUCCCCGUCACACGCUCGUCUUCGAGGACUCGGUGGUCGGGGUGCAGGCCGCCGUCGCCGCCGGGAUGCCGGUGAUCGCCGUCGCACAGGAGGCAGGGGAGGCCAAAGUCCUCGCCGCCGGAGCGUCGCUCGUCAUCAGGGACUACCAAGACGGCAAGCUCUGGGCGGCGCUGGAUAAGCUCGACGCCGCAGCUCAAGCCAAGUAGAUUGGCACAAUCAAUAUGAAAUUGUACUGUACUCAAUUGGUUCCAUUACAACAACACAAGGGGAAUACUGAUUGUACAAUAAAUGAAAAGAAAAAAAAAGAGCUAUUUUUCGCGCAUAUUUAUACUACUCACUCAA